Vollenhovia emeryi is the source of this 951-nucleotide messenger RNA. RefSeq names its product SKI family transcriptional corepressor 2. The coding region runs from base 1 to 951 and encodes 316 amino acids. NCBI's taxonomy places the organism in Eukaryota, Metazoa, Arthropoda, Insecta, Hymenoptera, Formicidae. The record is from RefSeq and is a predicted model, not a curated record. The transcript is spliced from 4 exons.
AUGGCUGGCUGCAUUAGCUUUGCUCUGAUUGCGAUCGCGUCGACGGUCGCGAUGGCGGAGUCGAGGGUGAUUCCGGCCGAGCCUCUUUCCAUCACGUUGGAUGCUUACGGCAACCCUGUAAUGUUCCUGAGGGAGAAGAGGGCGGCCCUACGCCCUUAUCCGCACAGGACUAUGAUGUUCGCCGGUUACUACAGACCGAUACGUCGCACGAGUAACGGCGGCCAGGCGACGGGCGUGUUCGCGCAAGGAAACGCGGUGAGCGGCGAGGCCUUCUUCGGCGACGUGCACGCGCCGCAUUUCAAGGACGGCCCGGAACCGAUCGAGGAGCCGGAAGUGUCCAGCGCCGAGGCGCAGGCGGCGCCCGAAGAAGAGCAGGAACACGAGUAUCAUCGCCAUCAUCACGAGGAGGAGCAGCACCACCACCACGACGAGGAGGAACAGCUCCAUCGCGACGAGCCGCAUUAUCAUCAUCAUCAUCAUCAUCAGGAUUCUCUGGUCCCUCAGGGACACCAUGAAUCGGAUCAGAUUCCGCUGACCACAGAGAUUGCGCAACCGACAGAAAAGCCGAUCACGGCCACGGUGGUGUCUGCAGUCCGACCGAAGGUGCAUCAUAGCAAGAAAACGCAUAAGACGCCCAUAACUGUCGACGCCGACGACGAUGACGAGGACGAUGCGGACGAGGAAGACGAUGAACCGGCCGUGCCGUUCGUACCUUUUAAGGGCAACAGACGUCGUCAGGGUUAUCCCCAUCUAAACAACUUCUUUCCCAUGGUCUUCAGCUUCCCGAGACUGGCUACUCGCGCCGGGUCCUCUGGAUCUCUUCCUGGUGCCAUCACCGCCAUUGCGAAUAGUUACUCCACAGGAAAAGGCGGAGUCGCUAGCUCGGUAGCAACUGCCUACGGCGGGUCUCCAACCGGGAAGAAACGACGCCCGCAGCCAUACAAGGAAUAA